GACGAAGCCCGCUUGAGAUAAUAUCCAGAGGCUGGCAGCGUAUUAUCUUCCUUCACAUCGCUUCAUUUCAUUUAUCCCCAUCUUUACUCUCUGCUUCAGUUUUGGGUUUCUCUUCUCGCUGCAGAGUGGCAUUUUUACUGGAUGAGGUGCUAUUCUAUCAAUGACACGCCUGUCCGGGUCCAUAUCCUCACCAUCACCGUCUUUAACUUAUGUUUCCGAUCGAUGGUGAACGCCCAUUUGUACUAAUGGCGCUCCUAUCAGCGGCAAAGCUUGUCAUCCUCAUCGGCGUCUUUUGCUUCGUUGUCGCCGUCGAAGGCCGUCCCGAUGUUCACCAUCACUUUGGUUUCCCCGACCCCAGCCAGGGGGCACCCUCAGCGCCUGUCGCUCAAGAAGCACCUGGCAACGACCGCGUGUCCAAGUACUACCUACACGUCCAUGGAAUCAUCGCUGCCCUCGCCUUCGUCAUCCUUUUCCCUCUCGGUUCCAUCCUCAUUCGCUUGCUUCCAGGCCGUUUGGCCCUCCUCGGGCAUGCUACUUGGCAGCUCUCUACGCUAAUCGUUUAUCUGGCCGCCGUUGGGCUCGGUAUUCACCUUAUCAAACGAAGUCCUAACACGAUGAGCCUUGGGCGCUUGAACUACCACCCAAUUAUCGGCAUCUUUAUUCUCGCCCUCCUGUUCAUCCAACCCUUGGUGGGCAUUUUCCACCACAAGGAAUACAAAGUCAAUCGUCGCCGCGGAGUCUGGUCAGCCCUCCACCUCAUACUGGGAAGGGUUGCCAUUACUGUUGGAAUGAUCAAUGGCUAUAUAGGCUUAAUCGCAAUGGACGAUACACAAACGAAAGUCAAGGCAAUCUACGUUGCUAUCGCGCUGGCAAUCUGGCUCCUAUGGACCGCCAUGUCGAUAUGGUGGGAGUGGAAGAGGCAUAGGAGAGAGAGGGCAGAAAAGGAAAUGGAGCGUGCCCUGGCCGAAGACGGGACAGGAGUUGGAGCCGACCGCGGAAUGAAUGGGAUGGGGAACAGAAGCCCGGUGAAUGACCAGAGCGACACAAGGGCGAAGGAAGCACUCAGGAAGGCUAAGAGGUCAAGAGGUUGACGUUAAUAAGGUUUGAUGUCGAGUUGAUGGUGUGACAAGUCCGUGUUGUUGGAGAUGGUUGGAGUCUUGCCCUUUUAAUAUCCUCGAAGGAGUCUUGGUAUUGUACGUCCCGUAUCCUCUACAGGAACAGUCGAUAAAAAUAGCUUUAAGAAUAAUUGUUAUCCACCGAAUAGGAAUAUCUCUCACCGGGCCAUUCCGUGAAGAUCACUGUUGUUGUGUACGAUCUUCAGCCCGCCACAUUUCGCCUAGUUAAAUUACUUCAUUUGCUUCAUCGCACCAUCCGACUUGGUCUCGUCCCCUUGUGGGC
This is a messenger RNA of Neurospora hispaniola, 1398 nucleotides long. RefSeq lists its product as uncharacterized. The record is from RefSeq and is a predicted model, not a curated record. The transcript is spliced from 3 exons. NCBI's taxonomy places the organism in Eukaryota, Fungi, Ascomycota, Sordariomycetes, Sordariales, Sordariaceae. Bases 210 to 1091 code for a protein of 293 amino acids.